AUGUCAUUCGCUGAGAAGCUAUUGAGGUCGAGGCUAAAUGAGGACAACGAGGAGAAAGCUUCAAAGGUUUAUAGCAGCAAGUUGGAGGAUAGUACAGUGAUGCUUGAUAACCCAUUGAAAGCUUCAAAGCCAGCAGCGAAACCAGCGAAACCAACGAAAUCAAAGCGUCGGAGGCAGCAACUUCAGUACUCAGUAAAGAAAUGUGCAAUGUCAUAUGAAACCGCUGUAAAGAUGAAUAAGCUGUGGAAUGAGUACAUAAAAGAUAUCAUUGCGGGUGAUAUAAACUCAAUUCAGAGUAAAAUGCUCAAAGCUGAUCUGUGUGGAUGCCGGCUAAUCGUUCACAGCUCAAACAACGCAAGCUUAGUCGGCAAAGAAGGAAUUUGUAUUCUCGAGACAGAGAACUCAUUUGCUAUAAUAACCCCAGAUUCGACACAUAAGUCUAUCCCCAAGAAUGGCUGUGUGUUUGCGAUACAGAGCGAUAUGUUCACGCUUCAUCUACACGCCAACAACUUCAAGUUCAGAAACGUCGAUCGUUUAAAUAAAAAGUUUAAGCAUAAAUUAAUCGUUUGA
Wallemia ichthyophaga EXF-994 is the source of this 570-nucleotide messenger RNA. Its product is annotated as Ribonuclease P protein subunit p29. Lineage: Eukaryota; Fungi; Basidiomycota; Wallemiomycetes; Wallemiales; Wallemiaceae. Gene Ontology annotation, biological process: tRNA 5'-leader removal; rRNA processing. The transcript has a single exon. Bases 1 to 570 code for a protein of 189 amino acids. Gene Ontology annotation, molecular function: ribonuclease P RNA binding. Gene Ontology annotation, cellular component: ribonuclease P complex; ribonuclease MRP complex. The record is from RefSeq and is a predicted model, not a curated record.